Molecule: messenger RNA, 786 nt
Organism: Didymodactylos carnosus
Lineage: Eukaryota; Metazoa; Rotifera; Eurotatoria; Philodinida; Philodinidae
Source: the annotation of a GenBank genome assembly
AUGGUUUGCCAUAAGUUAAAGCAAGAAAUUAUUCUAACUCAUGUGAUGCACAAACAGGAGCCAUUACUUAACUCUAGAGGAAAUAAAACCACUGGGGCAAAAGUGCCACUUUCUUUUACAGUGCAAGCAAAGACAACCAGCAUUGAUACAACACCCAAAGAUAACUGGCAACAUCCAGAAACAACGACAACAUCUGCAUAUAAAGAUGACAAAAAGCCAUUAUCCAAAGAUAUUGAAACAACUGUUGACAAUCUAAAAUUAGGGCAGGUGGACGUUUUGGAUCUUAGUGGUAAACUAGCAUCGAAAGAAGACACAAUGGCAAUCGCUGAAGCAUUGAAGAUAAAUAAAACAUUGACGUAUCUUUGGAUACACGAGAAUAAUAUAUCGGAUCAAGGCGCAAUGGCGAUCGCUGAAGCAUUGAAGAUAAAUGAAACAUUGACUAAGCUUUGGGCAUACAAGAAUAAUAUAUCGGAUCAAGGCGCAAUGGCGAUCGCUGAAGCAUUGAAGAUAAAUGAAACAUUGACUAAGCUUUGGGCAUACAAGAAUAAUAUAUCGGAUCAAGGCACAAUGGCGAUCGCUGAAGCAUUGAAGAUAAAUAAAACAUUGACUCAGCUUUGGAUAUACAAGAAUAAUAUAUCGGAUCAAGGCGCAAUGGCGAUCGCUGAAGCAUUGAAGAUAAAUAAAACAUUGAUAGCACUUAAUAUAUCCAAGAAUAAUAUAUCGAAAGAGAAGAUACAAGGAAUUAAGCGAGCAUGGAAUAACAGGUCGUCGAAUCUCUAUUGUUAA